ACCUGACAGGACCGUCGCCUUCUAAGUGAUUUUUCGAAUCAAGCCCGUGCGCCGCGACUUGAGCUGCGACCUCGAGCAAUCGGUUAGAGAAGGGAGAGGAGGCCGAGAAGAAGAGUAAGGAGAAGGAAUCCAUGGCACUGCGACUGCCCGGCAUACAUGCGGCUAUGGUGAUUAAACGUUAUUGAAGGUGCUCAGAUCAUGCGUGGCAAGAGGAGAGGGGGAUCCGGAACUGAAAGGUGAAAUGGAAAAUAAGGUAGAAGAGGUGGGAGAAACAUCACUUACUACCAAUGUGCCAGAUACAUGCAUCCGCGGUGACCAAGAGUUAACUGUGAUCCAGAAGAAGCAUAGGUGAAUGAGACAGGCUGAGGAGGAGAAGAUGAGAAGUCAGAGAAGGAUGGCAGGCGGCUCAAAUAGCUGAGUUAUAUCAACAGAAAAUAAAAGGAGAGGGUGGAGGCGCUGACCUCUUGAUCAAAAGAGAUGCGGCCAAGGUCUCAAAAACUACACGAUCUUGACAGGCCAAGCCUGGGAGAAACAGGUAGGACAGAGGAGGAAAACUUGAUCGCUAUUGCGAAUAUGGUCAUCAAAAGGUAUUCGAGUCACCCAGGAGGAGGAUGAGUCCAAGCGACUGUGUUUGCGCAUGAGAGUCAAAGAUGACCAGUCUUAGAGUUAAGUGGAGCAGCAGAAUGGACGAGGGGAACGAGGAGCCAAUAUCAUCGUGCGAGGUCAGCGCGGCUGUGGCUAUGGCGGUCGACAGGCACUCGGAAUGCGCAGCGACCAUUCUUAUGAGACGAGGCCUCUUUGACAUGGUGAAGGCAUGUUUGCAGAUCGACAGAGGGAAGAGGGAUAAAAGCAACAGCAGUAGUCACGUUGUGAAUGCAAAAGGGAUAAGUAUAGAGUCUAACUCUACAGGCGAAUCCAAAAGGAAGAUUGCAGGGGCUGUGGGAAGAGGAGACAACGCAGGAAAGAGAGGAGUAGCAGCACCAGUCUGGUCACGGGUUUCAACCACCGUCUUCACGGGAAUAGAACGGCCAGUCGGUAUAGCGGUAUUUUGGGCAACUUUCAGUCUAGAUAAGAGCGAUAAUGACCGGGCGUUCUAUUGGGGUGAAGACGGUCGCCUACCUCGCAAACGCCGGUGUCGUCAAGGAAACUUGUCAUGGAUUGUGGUUGUGGAUAGUUGGAGAAGAGCUCCCGGACUUAGAGGAGGGCAGGUGAGAGGAGGGCAGGUGACAAGAGAGGAGGAAAAGUGGAUAGCAUCUGGAAGAUUUGCGAGCUGUUUUCUCGCAAGGAAGGUGCCGUCAACAAAACUCUAUAGUGGAUUGGAAGUUGUCUACGUCCUCAUCCAUUCCUCAUUCAAUAUUCCUUCUCCAUCAGCUCCUCUUCCUCCGCUAGUCAUAUUGGAUUCUUCGCUGUUGGUGUCCGAAUCGGCGCCGUUGUCAGCGUCUGAUCUGCUUUUGACAGUGCAAGAUUCUUCUCAGAGGAUGGAGCGACAAAGCGAUCACGGCUCUUAUCUAAAGUCCCAGAAAACGACACCAGGUCUCGUGCACCAGUCGAUAUCCAUAAUGGAUCAAGAUAAGACGGAAGAAACCUAUCAGGAGACGAUGGAUAGAACGGAUCCAAAUUUGGAUCAGCUUAAGACGGAUGAAACCGAUCAGGGUAAGAUAGACAAAACGGAUUCCGUUAUGGGUCAGGAUAAAACGGACGAAACGGAUACGCAUAAGAUGGAUAGACGGGAUUGGGGUCAGAUGGACAGAGCAUAUCUGCACGAGGCGGACAAAAUGCAUCAGGAGACGAUGAUUCAGAUAAGCAACACAGUAAAAAUGGAGAAAGAGGAAAUGAACAAAGAGGAUAAACAUAGGAAGGAUAGGACCGAUUGCCAUGUCAUCGUUGACGAUAAAACGGACAAGGAUAAAACCGGGAAAGGACAUAAGGUGCGACUUGAUGGUCUCGAUGGAAAAAGAAACGAGGAUGAGGAUGGUGUCCAUGAUAAUCGCCGAAGUAUGGAAGGAGAGCAACUGUCAAGCGAUCAUUACAGUGAGUGGCUGAAAUCGAUGGCAAUGGCUAAAGGCGCAAGUUCGACAGGCACUGCCCACGUGGCAGUUUCAACAACAGCAAUGAACGAGAAUCGUGGCUACGAUGGUGGGUGUUCGUCCGGCGUCGCAAUUCCCGAUGCGGCAGAAGUUACAGCCACUCCGGUGUCAGAGGAGCAUAGCAGCGGUGAUGCUCGUGUCCGCCUCGUAUGUCCAGAUAGUUAUGUAAGUGCAGGGCUUGUCCCGGUCGCAGCUGCAGCGGAGAGAGGGCAGGAAAAGCGUGGUCCUUGCCGCGCAGAUGCCGACUUGGCAACUGCACAGUCGCCGGGCACCGUGGCGAGCCCAAAAGAAAUGGUCCAAGUGCCGGGUUUGGCACGUCCUGCCACGGCGGCGAUACCAGUGAUGUCUGACCCUCAUUCUGAAGACGUGACAAGUUCACGUGAAGUCGACCUUGCACUAUUGAAUAUUGUCACGUUUGCAAGUCGAGAUAUUCACGACGCGGCAAGUCCAGCAAUGGGAAGCAAACUGGACCGCGAUUCAGAUAAAGAAGAUUCUUCCCACGUGGCAACGGCUUCAUCAAUACCACGACAAAAGGAACCUAGAGAUCAUGAUCAAGACCCCUCCUACGUGGCAACGCCCACAGUGGAUGUCCUGGAAAAUCUGCCAGGGGCGCAAGAGGAGGAGAAAGAGGAGGGCAAGGCGGAGGAGCAGGAGAAGGCGAAUGAAAGGCGGAAAGACGUGCUCUUGGAGAGUAGUAUCUCAGACCGUGACCGUCUCGAGAGAUUUGAGCACUAUACUGGUACAACUGCAAAGAAUGAUAAUAGCGAGUCAUUAUCGCAAGAUCUUCAGAUUGUCGUUGAUGACGUCAUCGACACAGCUGUCGCUGAUGGGGUGAUUUCAGGUUCAGCCGUUCAAUCCCCCGCCCAAGUAGCCAGCGACGGUAGAUUAUUUCAGGAGAGUUGGGUCGAUGUUCGCGCUACACCACGCUUCUUCGACGACAUGACCGAAAUGGAAUCCCAUCCGUUUGAUGUUGCGUUGGAGAGAUGGACAUAUCAAUCAGCGGGCCAUGAAUCAGGCGGGCAGCGAGAGUACCCCUUCCUUCGAGGUGAGGAUGAUGAAAGGGCGCAGGGUGGAGAAGUGGCGGCAACGAGAGAUGACGGUCGUUCUAGAUCACGAGAUGCGAGCACUCGAGCUUGGCAAGAGGGAGGAGGAGCACGAGCAGGAGGGACGGGGAGGAGUGGUAGGGAGCGGACCACGGAGGCAGAUGAGACCCAGCCUUCAGAGAUUCACGCACGUUCAUCGGCGAUGGAUCAGAGGAGCAAGGCGAAGACGAAUGAAAAGGGAACGGACUACUACUUUCUCCUGAAGAAAGCAACCGGCACUGAGAGCGAGGGUAGCCCAGAUACGAAAGAAGGAAGAGGAAAAGGAUGGACAGAAGGAGGAGGAGGAAGAGGAGGAGGGGUCAGGGGACGAGAAGAGGGUUUUGAUGUGAGAUGGGUGGUUCCUCCAAGUCGAACCGAAAGAGUUGACGGCUCCACCACAAUAGGAUCCGUGGCUCCGAAGGGCCGCCGUGGGAUUUCUCCCUCCGAAAAAGACGAGAGAGAGGUGGAGGAAGCCCUCCACAUGGCAGCGAGUCCGUUUUCUGCUCCGUCGGAUGGUCGAUCCAAGCGCCAACGGGAUUGGCAGCUGCAGGUGGACGGCCUCCCUUCCUCUGCUCGGCAUGACAUGGAACAGUCAUCACUUAAUUUCUCGAGAGAAAGUGAACAUGGGAAGAACGAGGAGGAGGAUGAGAAGAAAAAGAAUGGCAGUGAUGAACGGGAGAGAAAUCUUGGGUCUACGGCCGCAGUAUCGACAAUUGAGGGGAAUAUCAUGGGCUUGUCUGCUUCAUCCUCGAAACGCUUCCGAGUCUUGGGGUUGCGUUCCGUUGGAGGUACCGGCGCGGCUUCGGCCAGGAGUUGGAGGAAAAGAAUGGCAUCCGAUGACGAUGAUUGGAAAGAGAUAGAGGACUGGAUAAGAUUGGAGGAGGAGCGGAGCAGGAGAGCGUUGAUCCGAGAAAGGAGGAGGAGAAAGCGAGGCAGGAUGACGAUCGACCAAGUUGAGGCUAUCGUCUAUGACCGUGUCAGUCGAGCUUGCGAAGCUCGUCGAGGUCGUGCACAACAUCGAGUGGUGAGUGCGAAGUGUGGUGACUGGUGGAGGAGGGCAGCCUUCCAGUAUGAAAAGUCCCAUGGAGGAAGGGAGGUGAAGGAGAAGCGAAUAAGGGAAGGGAGUACGAAGGAGGAGGACACGAGAACGGGGAAGAAGGGCCUGGAGAAAUUACGGAAGAAAACCCGUAAGGAACUGCAAUUCUAAUAUCAUUGGAUAACAGGUGUUGGACCGUGAAUAGUCAAUUGAACUUUGAGGGAUCAUCAGGGAUUUUCGGACGGGGCGCACCACAGUUGUGAAAAGUGAGGUCUACCACUCAUCACUCCCCUGACAUAUAUAUUUUAUAUAUAUAUGUACGUAUAUGUAUCUAAGUACAAGACCGUACCCGGGCCUAGGUUUUGACUAGCUAUGGUCUAGGCUCUAUUGGGAGAUUACUGAGAAGAUUAGACUGACGAUUACACGAGGAAAGGGGACCGCUCUACAGUAAAUUCUUGUAAGUUUU
Molecule: messenger RNA, 4671 nt
Organism: Chara braunii
Lineage: Eukaryota; Viridiplantae; Streptophyta; Charophyceae; Charales; Characeae
Source: the annotation of a GenBank genome assembly